GCUCCCGGCCGGCGGCGGCUGCAGCGACGACGGAGGAAGUUUCCGCUUUGCCUCCACCCCGGUAGCAGCUCCGCGGCCGGGGACAGCUUCCUCCGGGCGCUCCGCGAGCUUUGCUGCCGCCGCACGUCUGUCACAGGGCCAUGGGGUUGCCCAAGGGCCCGGAGGGCCAGGGUCUCCCGGAGGUUGAAACAAGAGAAGAUGAAGAACAAAACGUCAAGCUGACUGAAAUUCUGGAGCUUUUGGUUGCAGCUGGAUAUUUCAGGGCACGAAUUAAAGGUUUGUCACCUUUUGACAAGGUAGUAGGAGGGAUGACUUGGUGCAUUACCACUUGCAGCUUUGACAUAGACGUUGAUUUGCUGUUUCAGGAAAACUCUACAAUAGGACAAAAAAUAGCACUAUCCGAAAAAAUCGUCUCAGUCCUGCCAAGGAUGAAGUGUCCACACCAGCUGGAGCCCCACCAGAUCCAGGGCAUGGAUUUUAUUCACAUAUUUCCUGUUGUCCAGUGGCUGGUGAAGCGAGCUAUAGAAACCAAGGAAGAAAUGGGGGACUACAUCCGCUCCUACUCCAUAUCCCAGUUCCAGAAAACCUACAGUCUCCCCGAGGAUGAUGACUUCACAAAGAGAAAAGAAAAGGCCAUCAAGACAGUUGUUGACCUUUCAGAUGUUUACAAGCCCCGUCGGAAAUACAAACGUCAGCAGGGAGCAGAAGAGCUGCUCGAUGAAGAAUCCCGAGUCCAUGCCACACUUUUGGAAUAUGGCAGGAGAUAUGGAUUUAGCCGCCAGAGCAAAACAGAGAAGGCCGAGGACAAGAAGACGGUCCUUCCCGCAGGGCUCUCGGCUGCAGAAAAAGCUGAUGCCUGUGAGGAAGAUGAGCUUCAAGCUGCUGAAGAGCAGCGUAUCCAGUCAUUGAUGACCAAGAUGACCGCCAUGGCGAAUGAGGAGAGCCGCCUCACUGCCAGCUCCGUAGGCCAGAUUGUGGGACUCUGCUCCGCCGAGAUCAAGCAGAUCGUGUCCGAGUACGCAGAGAAGCAGUCUGAGCUGUCAGCCGAAGAAAGUCCAGAAAAAUUAGGAACCUCUCAACUUCAUCGUCGCAAAGUCAUCUCCUUGAAUAAGCAGAUUCUACAGAAGACCAAACAUCUGGAAGAGCUGCAGGCAAGUCAUACCAGCCUACAAGCCAGAUACGAUGAAACAAAGCAAACUCUGACAGAGCUGAAGCGUCACAGUGAGAAACUGGAUAAAGAGCAGGCAGCCCUGGAGAAGAUAGAAUCCAAAGCAGACCCCAGUCUCCUGCAGAACUUGAGAGCACUUGUAGCCAUGAAUGAAAAUCUGAAAAGUCAGGAACAAGAGUUUAAAGCACAUUGUCGAGAAGAGAUGACACGGCUGCAGCAGGAAAUUGAAAACUUGAAAGCUGAGAGAGUGCCGGGAGGAGAUGAAAAGAGCCUCUCUGCUGGAGAGCCACGUGGUGGCCUAACUCCCGUGAUGACUCAUAGUGAAGACCUGGACAGACGAUAUAACAUGGAGAAAGAGAAACUUUACAAGAUCCGUUUGCUACAGGCUCGAAGAAAUCGAGAAAUAGCGAUUUUGCACCGCAAGAUUGACGAAGUCCCCAGCCGAGCUGAGUUAAUACAGUAUCAGAAGAGAUUCAUUGAACUCUACCGUCAGAUUUCAGCAGUGCACAAAGAAACCAAGCAGUUCUUCACUUUGUAUAAUACCCUGGAUGAUAAAAAGGUGUAUUUGGAAAAAGAGAUCAGCCUACUGAACUCAAUUCAUGAGAACUUCUCACAAGCUAUGGCCUCCCCUACUGCCCGGGACCAGUUUUUACGUCAGAUGGAACAGAUCGUAGAAGGGAUUAAGCAGAGCAGAAUGAAGAUGGAGAAGAAGAAGCAAGAGAACAAGAUGCGAAGAGACCAGUUGAACGACCAGUACUUGGAACUGUUAGAAAAGCAGAGGCUGUACUUUAAGACUGUGAAGGAGUUCAAGGAGGAGGGCCGCAAGAAUGAGGUGCUGCUGUCCAAAAUGAGAGCCAAGGCCUCUUGAAGAUUCCCAGACGUCACCAUAUGUCAUCGAUUUUUUUUAACGCCAUUUAUCAACUGCAAGAUGGUGAAGAUAGUUCUGAACACUACAGUAGAGAGAUGCAGGGGCCAUGAUCGCAGCACCAGGAUAUUUUCUUUCUCCCAUUUGCUUCCAUUUCAUCUCUCUGUUGUUGACGGAACCAGACGGUGCAGACGCGGUGGCUUGGAGAACACCCGUCAUCCUAUGAAGAAAUGCGGGCAGUAUCUGUUCUGUGUCGGGUCAGCUUGAAUUUCUCCAGUAACAUUGCACAUAUGAAGGUACCUGUAUCUGUGUGGACUCUGAAUAAAAAGGAAUUCACUUGUUCAGCAGAUGUUAAUUGAGCAACCAUUGAGAAGUAGGCACUGAGGGAGACAGAAGUAUAAAAUCCAGGCCCUGUGCCUUGGGCAGCCAGCAAGUGGCCCAGGGAGCAGAAACAGCCCAUUUGACCCAGAGCUCAGUCACCUGAGGUUUUUUGGUUUGUUUUUUUUUUUUUUUUUUUUUAGUAAGCAAAGACUUAGCUGAAUGACCAGCCCACGUGAAUAUGGUCAUAUGGGCCCUUUGCUUACCCUUGGUGCCUUUUGUUACUGGCUCCUCGAGGUGUCAGCCAGCAGUCUUAAUUGUGUAGCCGCAAGAAUGAAAGCUCAGUGGCUGAAUUCUUACACAUGACUCGAGUUUAUUUCACCAAAAAUUGAAAACAGGGGCCUCAUAUUGAGGACCCCGUAAACAAGAAGGACACCUUAAUAUGCCCUGUUUCUCACGUGAGUCCCAGCCAGACAUGGUGCCCCCCUCUUCAUUAGGCACACAUGCCAGGAGCUCCAUAUCUGGACAGGUCCUGGGCCAAGCAAAGAGAUGAGACACACACCAUCCACUAGGCUCCAGGGAUUGCGUGAUAAAUGCUGUGAGCAGAAAGCAGAGGGCAUUGGAGGAGGAAGAACAGUGAGGCACACAGAGAUCCAGGAGACUUCAUAGGGGAGGCAGUACUGGGACUAGAGCAGAACGGGGAGUUGCAUUUUAACAGGCGGAGAUAGGUGGGAAGGCCACUUUGGAUAAAUAUGACUGUAAUUAGAAAUUUGAAAGGGUGCAGGGAGAGUACAAGCGUGCUUGUUGGGCAAGGAGUGGAGGGGCCUGUCUCUGCAGGAAAGGCCGGCUGGGACCAGCCUUCAGGACCAGGGGAGGCGGGGGCUUGAAGGCAGGCAGAGUAGUAGACUCUGUCCUCCAGAAAUGAGCAGUCAGGACCAGAUGGGGAGCCCCUCCUUUCGUGGCUGUCAGGGAUCCGGCAGCCCAGCUGUGUCCAGUGAACCCUGGCACGAGGUGGGCAUUUCAUUCUGCAUGCUUGCACACAUGCUAGUCAGCAGGCUCAAACGUGACGCGUAGAAACUUAUACAGGGAGGCAGCUGGGGUGUUCAGUGCAGUCACAGGAACAGCACAUCCAUUCUUAGUUCUCUGAGAUGUGUAGUAAGCAAAUCUGAUGUGCACAGGCCUUUAAAAAUCCCUUGCUGGAUUAGCAGUAGGCACUGGUUUCUGUGGUCAGGCAGCAAGGCCUGUCCGGCUCCCAGAGCUGUGGAAGUAGCAGGUCCCGAGGUGAUGCUCCCCUGUGCCAAGUGUGCCCUUCCUGGGCCCUGUACGUCUCCCCUCAGUGGCUCCCACAGGGCUGCUGUCAGCUGCAUGUUGAUUUUUGAAACGGCCCCAUGAAGUUGAAGCCAGUGACAGCCAGAAACCAGGUGGCCCUCUGAGGGCUGGGGAGGGGGCAGCUGUUUGCCAAUUAUUUCAGGUUUGGGGAAACAUCUGUGUUUUCGUGUUGAGAAGCUCAUGGACCUACUCCCUAGCCUUUUGAGCCGUUAUGAAAUUGUCUAUUUGUCCAGAGGUGGUAGGGAGGAGAGUGGGUUAUAUUCUGGGGUUCAGUAGCCCACCUCUGCUAUCAGGGCAAAUAUGGCAUGACGAAUCCAAAGCUACUAAUUAAUAACCAUUUAGGGGCAUUUAUUGGGCUGUGUUUCUAAAGAAUUUCAUUUUGAUUUGGUUUUGCUCUAGGGAGGUAUCAGAUUUCCUUUCCCCUUUUAACCCACAAGGCCUAAUACAGACAAGUUCGUUCCCAUUCCUUGGACACAUCUUGAUUAGACUGCAGGAGCCAGAUUAGAAAAGUCUGUGUUUGCUUCAGAGUGGAUGGUGUCUUUGUGAGGAAUUAGGACCAUAAGCAUGCCUUACAGUCAGGCCUUAGAGGCCAGUGUGAUGCCCUAAGGCCCUUUGACUUCAGAAGCCCCUCAGGAGAGUUCCUUCCGGGACAUCUCAUGGGCCCAGAGUAUGACUGGGUAUUGGGCUAAGCCCACAGACUUCUCUGGAGUUUAAAAAGGGGCGGGGGGUGCAGCAGGAAACAUGCUUAAGUUACUUAUAUGAAAUGUGUGCUUCCCCAGGAAGCAUUCUGUUGCUCCUGUUCAGUCAGAGCCAUAAGCUUGCUGUCCGGGUACCCUGGCAUUCUUCGCCAGCCUCAGGUGGAACGCCGUCCUCCCUGACACACAGACAUCUCGUGGAGUACAUGGGCUGCCUUGGUAUAAACCGAAGUCAGAGCUGCUGAGCAGUACAAACCAGAGGGCCACGAGGUAUAUGGGGAGACAUUGAGACAUGUUCCUUAAUGUCCUCUGCCUGGGUUCGGUCUCAUGGGUCCCUGGGGUCAGCUCAUUGCGCUAGAGGGAGGUGUCAAAUGUUUGAGAAUGCUGCCAAAGUGACAUGUCGGGGUCUGUUUCCUUUUUGAACAGAGCAAAUUCCAGGUUUGUCAGGCCUAAGUUCUUGUUAGAGUCUCGAGUGUAUGGUUCUCACUGGGUUCUGGUCCGUUGCCCAUAUUCUGUGGGUAGCCAGGGCCUGCCAGUGUCUGCUAAAGCAGGACCAGAAGGCCGAGGGGCUGGGACAGAUAGCAGGCCUUUCUCAGGCUGAGGAAUCACUCCUUGACAAACAGCGUAGCUCUUGGGACCCUCUGAAACCAGGAGCAGAGGACAGGGAUGGCCCCAGGCAGCCCUCAACUACCUCACCAAGCGCCAUCCCCAUGACCUCAGGCUGACUGUCGCUGGCCCUGAUCACGUCUGUAGUGACCAGAGCAGGCCUGCCAGCAGAGGUUUGGACUGCAAGCAGUGCAGUCCUUGAUUCCUGCGCCCCAGGCGUGGCCUGGUCAUGCCCUCUCUGCACGUGACUGAUGAUCAGUGUAGAGGGAAGCAGCCAUUCGAGCAAUAAACUCUAACAGGUACUUUGCCUGAGCCUGAGAGGUGGAGUUGGCUUGAAGCUUGCUUCAGGGAAGAACGUUGAAGAAGCACUUUAUGCUUUCCUUGGGUUUGAUGUCGGCUUCAGGGUACAAGCCCUUACCACACAGCAGUCUGGCGAAGAGCCCCAGCAAGGUGAGGUACUUGCUGGCCAUCUGUGUGGCCACACAAUAGUCAGGUGGGGCACCUUAUAUGAGGCAUCCUCAGAGCCCCCACCCCCCCAACACACGCCUUCUCUCAGUGCUUUUCCCCAAGUCCAGAGCGUUUCUUCCAACAGCACAUGGCGAUGGGCUGAAAAACACUAUGUAAAAAAUCCUGUUGUCAUGGUGCCCACUCUCCUCACGAUAAAUGUGUAGAGGCUUUGAGGGGAUCUAGUAGCUGGCCUAUGGCUCAUGUGACAUUGUGGGGAAUACUUUGGGUUUUCCGCAUCAGCCUUAUACUCAUUCCUCAGACGCGCCAAUCUCAUACCUGCCCGUGGCUGUUGUCCUUGCUGCUGCCUCUGCCUGGACCACCAUCCAUCCAAGGUCACGGGCAAUGGCUUUCCUAAUCUGCUAUAGACCCAUUCAGUGGUGGCCUGCAGCACCGAUCACCUUCUGCACUUUCCCCUGCUGUCUCUCUUGGUGGCACAGGCUACUUACUGUUUGAUCUCUUAGUCCUUUGUGAAGUCUGCUGCGUGCCCACCCCCCAGAGUGGGAGAAAGCAGGAACUUUGCAAUCUCCCAGAGUCUUGCUCAGGCUAAUGGCCAGGAAAUCUUGGCAGAAAAAAAUAGCUUCUCUAAAUUGUGACUUUGUAUCCCUGUAUUAGCAGAGUUUAGAAUGAAACUUGGCAUCUAACUGAUGCUCCGUUUGCAUACAGAUGGGCAGUUUCACUCAGCAGCUUGUGAGGAUCUCCUAGAGUGUCUGUCAGACUCCAGCCUCGAAGAUCGGAACGACAGAGGUGUCAAAAGUCUCAGACCUUUCAAAGCAAUUACCUUUCAUGUGGGUUUUUUCUCCCCAGAUGGGGAAAGAGAAAGGGAACACACCGGGGUCAGGGACUAUUAGGUCAUGAGUCUGUUUGGUUCAAAGUAUGUCAUGAACCUAAUAGUCACUUGACUAGUUGACAUGACUCAGCCACAUGAAACCAGGAAGUGGGGAGCAGCACUGGGAUGCGGUGUUGGUAGAAGUACGAACUGUGCAGACCCAUGGUCGGACAGUAUCUCUGAACAGUGCCCAGACGUCUUGAGCCGGCAAUGCUACUUCUAGGAAUCUUACCCACGUACAGGGAUUUUCGUGCAGCAUUAUUUGUAAUAGCAAAAAGUCGGAAACUACCACCAACAUAGGGCAAGGGAUAAGAAAAUCAUGGCGAAUCCGUGCAACGGGCUCUUAAAUUUAGAAGAACGGAGUCACUCUGUAUGUACUGCCGUGGGAUGAUCCCUAAGGCACAUGGUAAAGUAGGGGACAAGAGGCUCUUGGUAUGCUAGUGUUUGUUUUUGAAAAGGGGAGAGGGGUGGAGAAAAAUGCAUGUCGAUGGGCAUACACACGUGUGUGGUGAAAACAUGCACAUCUGACUAUGGAUCUUCUGGCGUAUGCCUAGACUAUCUCUGGGAGGAUACACAGGAACCUGACGGCUUCAAUUGCCUCUGGGAAGAGGGGUGGGAAUUGCUUUUCACUGUAUACCUUUUGUACCUUUUGAAUUUUAUACCAUGUACAUGUAUUAUCUAUUCAAAAAAUAAAAGUUUUUAAAUCUUAA
This is a messenger RNA of Neogale vison (American mink), 7024 nucleotides long. RefSeq names its product coiled-coil domain containing 93 (gene CCDC93). Gene Ontology annotation, biological process: Golgi to plasma membrane transport. Lineage: Eukaryota; Metazoa; Chordata; Mammalia; Carnivora; Mustelidae. The transcript is spliced from 24 exons. Bases 141 to 2036 code for a protein of 631 amino acids. The record is from RefSeq and is a predicted model, not a curated record.